Molecule: messenger RNA, 1963 nt
Organism: Cryptococcus amylolentus CBS 6039
Lineage: Eukaryota; Fungi; Basidiomycota; Tremellomycetes; Tremellales; Cryptococcaceae
Exons: 6
Coding region: 8-979 (323 amino acids)
Molecular function (GO): protein binding
Source: RefSeq, a predicted model, not a curated record
UCUCAACAUGCCCCCUCGAAGAACACGCCAAGCUGCCGCCGCCGAAGCAGCGCCGAAAUCACCAUCACCCGAACCCGAAGCAGUCGAGGAGCCCCCAGCCAAGAGGGCCAAAAAGAUGACAACAGUGACGGUCGCCGAAGAAGCCGAGGAAGAGGCACAUGUGGAGACGGAGGGAGUGCAGGAUAACUCUCCUGAUACGACGCCGGUAGAAGAUGAAUCCAAGGACACGCCAAAGGCUGGUGACGAAGAAGAAACGGAGGAAUGGGAUCCUUCAGAGGAGCGUUUGCCCGGAGAGACGGGCAAGAAGGGUAAGGGCAAGGAGAAGGCGCAAGAUGAGCCAUCAGCUGGGGAGGACCAGGCGGAAGGGGGAGAUACUAAGGGGUGGCAAGCUGUUUGGGCUCCAGAGCAGAAUGCGUACUACUUUUGGAACUCGAACUCUGGCGAAGUGACUUGGACGAACCCACUUGCCCCUCCGCCUCUCCCACGAGAUGCUUCUCAGCCACCUCUUCCCAAUGAACCUCCCCCUCUACCUGCUGGUCCUGCCCCGACAGUAUCUGCCCCAGUGUCUGCCGCUCCCGACGUCGACCCGCAUAAUCAGUUCGGGCAGCUGCCAGAAAUCGACCCCGCUCUCGCCCUCCUCCUCCCUCCCUCUCAGCGUGGCAAUGCCGGUGCACCGGGCGGGGCUGAUGCCCACUUGGUACAACAGGCCACAUUCAACGCCCGUACAGGCCGCUUCACGCCACUGGACUAUCAGUACACUGUUGGGCAUUUGGAUGAGUACAAUAGGGCGAAACGAAUGAACAGUCAUUACUUCGAUGUGGAGGCAUGGGAAAGGCAGAAGGCUGAGGAAAGCGAGAGGAAAGCACGCGAAGAAGCCAAUGGGGGUAGGAAAAUGACGACUACGAGGAAAGAUAUGGAUCGUUACAGAAAGAAGGCGGCCGAGAAGAAACAGAGAAACCAGGCGUGGCUCAGAGAUUAGACUACAUCGUUUACAACAGCUGGGACAUUUUCACCAUGCAAGGACACAUGUCCAAAUGAGUUCACAGACGGAUGCUUCAUAUUUUCUUAACACGCUUGAUCAGCUUUCUCGUCCCACGAAGCAAAUCCCUAUCUCUUUGUCAACCAUUGUACUUCUUUCGAAGAGCAAUCCUGACAAUUCAAGCUAUAAGUCUUGGCCACAAGCUUCCCAAUGUCGGCUGACCAUGCUUCUGUCUAGCCAUGUACAGGGUAGCCGAAAGGAGACGCUGAAUCUUCGCCUCCUUAGACCACCACAACGACGAAAUCAUGAUGCCUGCGCCUCAUGACUCAUCGGCUCGCAUGACCCUCCUUUCAAUCAUGACUCUUGCAUGUUUCGGUGCUAGCAGCGACCCCUGCUUGCUUUUGUCUCUGGGCACUCUUUCGAUCCUUGAUACAAGGGAAGAGGCAGGCUCGGACGUCUCACAAUGUAUGGGCUCGGCCUAUGUCUGUUUCUUUACCGACAAGUCAAACGGUGCACCCUCUAGAUGAUUUUAUACAAAGAGCUUCUAGGUACAAGUAUAUCAACUCAGAACAACUCUACACCAUGCUCGUAAACCCAUGGCUCAACCGCCCCCGAUGGUAUUAAAACAACGUCUAUCCAGCUUACCCAGUGGUACCUCCUUUUGCUCCAAUCGCCCCUGUUGCUCCAAUAGCAUCUGUUGCGCCGAUCACCCCGGUCUAUCCUGCCACCCAACCCGUUCCGAUCAAUCAGCCAGUCAUACAAGAGACUGUGGCGUACCAAGACCGUCAGCCGUCUUAUAACCAUACAACCGUUGUGGUCAAGCCCGGGUCUGGCCAUAGGAAGACAGUGUCAUUCGGUGGCGUUGGCGGUGGAAACUAUCAUGGACAGGGGCAGUAUGGUAAGGGUGGAGGGUCGUAUGGACACGGACAUGGACGUGGGUAUCGGAACUCGUACUCCGGGAAUGGAAACGGGAGGAGGGUUGGA